AGAAAACAAUAACGCUCAUCUUUACACAAAUAGAUAUUAUAGAUAAAACAACGGUGACCUACCUCUACACAAUCAACCGCCUGAGACAAUGUUAGGUCAACCGUCAGCGACAACCUGGAUAUCAAACAAUUCAGAAACGAAGGGCCCAAAUGACAUACAGGAAUCUAAGCAAAACAUUGCAAUGGACAACAGUACGGCCACAGUACUGCCGCAGACAUUGGACGAAGAGCAGGUAGUGAUGACACCGCUAGGAAAAACGAAUACCUCUACGGUGUUGAUUAUCGAGCGCAAGUUAGUACAAUCCGUCGACAAAAGAACGCAUGUAGCCGGCGGCGAUCAUCUUGGAAUCAUUGUCAACAAGGACAAGAUGGCUGGAGGACAAGCUGGUGAGCAGCGUGACCCCCCGCAGUUGAAUUUGGAGUUUCGCGUCUUUCUUGUCAGCGCCAACACAGGUCAACAUUCGCAAGAAUCGCGACACAUCAAGUUUUGGUUCCGCCCGUGGCUCACCUCUGACGAUGUCCAGGCAAAAGUGGCCCAGGAAUUUUUCCGUGACCUUGUCAGUCCGAAAGAAUUUCCACGAGACUAUGUUGGAUUUAUUAAAAAAAUCAUGAAGCUACUGCAAAAAGGCUACAAUGAGGUUCAGGCUCUUCAAAUAGAGUUGCGAAUCCUCGAAGAAAUGUCUACUCCGCCAUCGAGACCGCUGUCUUUCGAAGAUACGCAAUUUGAAUUUGUACCACUAACACCGGAGAAGAUUCUGGAGCUUAUCGAGCAAGCCUUUCCGAACCCUAUCACACCCGAAGAUUUAGCGAAGGACUACGGAUGGAUGGAGGCGGAUGUGCUCGCGGUCAUGCUCGUUCUCAAGGAACGAGGGCUGAUUAAAUCGAUGGAGUAUAAUUCGUUUACUCGCAUUCACCAUGGCGACCAGGAAAUUAAAAUCGUAAAACAAAUGCCGACGAUUUCCUCGAGUAAGCAGCCGACGAUUGCAAUCGUCACGGCACAAUAUUGUGAAAAGGUGGCCGUCGAUGUGAUGCUAGAAAACAAGGAGACAUUCGUUCGUUACACUACUGUUGGCAAUAGUCGCGAAAAAAACGUUGACGUUCCAGAUCAACAAAGGCGAAAGAAGAAUCGGUUUGGCGAAUCAAACGUUUAUACUCUUGGUAAUAUUGGUGCGCAUCGCAUCGUUAGUACUAAACUUCCCUCUGUUGGUAGCACCAGGGAAGCGAUGACUGCUGCAGGUAACACAACAACCCGACUUUUGGGUACUUUCCAAAAGGUUGACUAUGUGUUCAUUGUUGGUGUGGCGGGUGGAAUACCUCACUAUACGGACUACCGAAAGCAUGUUCGCCUGGGUGAUGUAGUAAUCGCCUGUUCUGCAUUAGAGGGCAAACACAACGCCCAGCAGUAUCACAAACCAUACUGCUACGUUUACAGCACAUUGGAUGAAGUCAAAAAGUACAACCCGCAGAUCGAUACGCUGCAAACUAUCGCUCGGACGCUUGUGAGUAGCAACGACAAGAAGAAGCCUUGGGUAGAGUACAUUAGGCAGGGUCAGCAGCAACUGAGCGAACGAAAUGAAUCAGAUUUUUCAAGACCCGCUUCAAACACGGACAAAUUGUACAUGAACAUAGGUAACAAGGACGUAAUCGAGGUUGCACAUCCAAUGCCAACACCUCAGGACGAAACUGAUACAAGCGUGAGCAGCCCACCGCAGACCCGGCUUCACACUGGUCCGAUCGGAUGCGGAUACGACCUCAUUCGAUCGGACAGUGCUCGCUCGCAUUACGCUCAAGCAUAUAACUUGUUGGCGACUGAUAUUGAGAUGAACUCGGUGUUAGAUAGCAUUGUUGGCAACUGCCGUGAUAGUUUCAUUCUUGUGAAAGGUAUCUCAGACUACAAGGACGGGACGACUUCGAAGAAGUGGCAAAACCAUGCCUCACUCGCCGCAGCUGCUGUCAUGAAAACGAUCAUAUGCGCAAUGGAUCCACCAGACAACGUAUAAGGUUGACGUAUAAAGUUUUUAUUUUGUGUAACCCUACACUGCAUUUUUAAUUGAAAAGAUAAUCUUCAUUACAAACCAGCAUAAAAUACCAAAAUACCACGGAAUAGAUGUGUUAUCUACAAGUAAACCCCAGUAAAAUUGCUGUGUUGAAAGUGUGAACCAAAACAAUGUGAGCCAAAUACCUAAAAACUUGUGUAUUUAUGUUCAAAGGAGAACAGAAGCAUAUUUUAAAAUUAACAAAUUUAUUAGAAUGAAGUUCUAAGUUCGCAUAAGAUAGUGCAUAUGGUAGGUACUAUCUGACUGGUGACACAAAGAAACAAAUAUUGGAAAUAAUGAAAAUAAGUGUAAGAAUACACUUAAAUGUAUACACGUAGGAAUAAGUGCCGAUUUUCAACUUUUUCGAAAGGGUGGCUCAUGGGAUUAGUAAAAGCAGUGUCAGCUAAUUUUUUAUUAACACCGUUUUCCAUUGAUUUGGUUCCCCCUUAUAUGCUUAUUACACUCAUCAGUAUGUCAAUAAAAUAUA
Messenger RNA from Anopheles cruzii, 2522 nucleotides. RefSeq lists its product as uncharacterized. The record is from RefSeq and is a predicted model, not a curated record. Gene Ontology annotation, molecular function: catalytic activity. Gene Ontology annotation, biological process: nucleoside metabolic process. The coding region runs from base 89 to 1999 and encodes 636 amino acids. The transcript is spliced from 8 exons. NCBI's taxonomy places the organism in Eukaryota, Metazoa, Arthropoda, Insecta, Diptera, Culicidae.